AUGGCGGGGAUUCAAGCACUCCUGCACAUUACUGAGAGUCCCAUUGUCUUCUAUGCACUCCCAAUAGCUGCUCAGGAAGCAAUCCUGCAUGCAUCUGGAGAUGGCAUACCUUUAUCAUCGAAGGACUACUGCAUGCUAUAUAACCCUCACUGGACAGCUCUUCCAAGUACCCUAGAAAAUGCAACUUCCAUUAGUUUGAUGAAUCUGACUUCCACACCACUAUGCAACCUUUCUGAUAUUCCUCCUGUUGGCAUAAAGAACAAAGCAGUUGUGGUACAGUGGGGAACCUGCCAUUUUCUUGAAAAAGCUGAGAUUGCACAGAAAGGUGGUGCUGAAGCAUUGUUGGUUGCCAAUAACAGUGUCCUAUUUCCUCCCUCAGGAAACAGAUCUGAAUUUCAUGAUGUAAAACUACUGAUUGCAUUUAUAAGCCACAAAGACUUUAAAGAUAUGGAGCAGACUCUUGGAAAUGACAUCACUGUGAAAAUGUAUUCUCCAUCAUGGCCUAACUUUGAUUAUACUAUGGUGAUUAUUUUCAUAAUUGCUGUAUUCACUGUGGCAUUAGGUGGAUAUUGGAGUGGACUAAUUGAAUUGUAA
Carlito syrichta (Philippine tarsier) is the source of this 594-nucleotide messenger RNA. RefSeq names its product signal peptide peptidase like 2A (gene SPPL2A). The transcript is spliced from 5 exons. Gene Ontology annotation, molecular function: aspartic endopeptidase activity, intramembrane cleaving. Gene Ontology annotation, biological process: membrane protein proteolysis. The coding region runs from base 1 to 594 and encodes 197 amino acids. The record is from RefSeq and is a predicted model, not a curated record. Gene Ontology annotation, cellular component: lysosomal membrane; Golgi-associated vesicle membrane; lumenal side of endoplasmic reticulum membrane. NCBI's taxonomy places the organism in Eukaryota, Metazoa, Chordata, Mammalia, Primates, Tarsiidae.